AUGGCCACAGCAUCCGGCAACCGUACACGAUUCAGCUCUUCACCCGAAUUGUCGGAUCCGCCCUCCAUGCUUUCUGCACCAACAUCCCCCGGCUUUACAAAAUCCAAGCCAAAUGGAGGAGAACUUGAUGAGAUCAUAGUCGACCCAUCCACCAUCAGAUAUGAUGGGUCGGGUCAGCCUCUCCUUACCAAGGACGGCCUUCCCAGGCGGAAGCCAGGGCCUAAACCCGGUUCACGGAUCAAACGGAAUAGUGCCAAUGCCGAGGAAGGUUCUGAGAAACCAAAACGCACUCGGAAACCCAAGGACCCAAAUGCGCCUCCUACGCAGCGGCGCCGUAAGACGGCGGGCGCUGCUGAGGGCGAGAACGUUGACGCUCCUCCACGAGCCGCAAGUUCACCAGCUGGUCCCGCCUCAGCCGGCGCUGCAUCUCGUCAGCCUAAAAUUACGGAGAUGGCCACCACAAUGGGACGCUUGGAACCGAUACCGCAGAGAGAGCCAAAGCGAGAGUCAAUGCCGGGCUCCAUGUCGAGCAUUCUAAACGCCGACCCGGAACCGAAACCAUAUCAGCAGCAGCAACAGCCACAGCCGCCACCGCCAAGGCCUACUGUAACCCCCCGAACCAGCGGCACUGCAUAUGAUCCUAUUCGUUCUUCUAAUUAUGACCCUGUGAGAGAGACGAUGGUCUCUCAUAGUUAUCAAAGCGCACUGGGAUCGCCACACGGGCCAAAUAACACAAAUAUCCUAAAUCGUGCGAGUGCAUCGCCUUCAAUUGCUAGUCUGGUUGACCCCCCCAUGCCAAAUAUUAUUUCACCUGUACCAUCCCAUACUUCUUUCGCCACCAAUCAGCAGCAAAAUCAUUCACAACCUCAAACACAAUCCCGCCCACAGCAAGAUUCUGCUUCUGUGCCCGCCUCGCCCAAUCCUUUCAGGAGGGAUUUUGCACCUCCCCCCGCUCCCAAACCGCCUGCAGUGGAGUCAAAGAAGCCCGCGACCCCUUUAUCAGCCUUAGCCGCUUCCAAGAUAGAAAUUCGUCCCACGUCUAUAACCACUAUCGGAGCUGCCGGCGCCAAACGAGCCGCCUCUAAGAACUACAGUGCAACAUCAUCUUCACCUCGCAUUCACCCCGCCAAAGAGUCAAUAGACCCAGUUCCGGGACGGUCCAUUCUCGAUUUUGGUAGGGCUGAGCCCGGUUCGGAGCUUGUUGUACCCUCUAUCGUUUUGAAUAUCCCCCUGAAUGGCGAAACCAACAAAUACGUCAACUUCAUGCGAAUGGCCGAGGAAGUGUACGGCUGGGAAGCUCUGCACCCACGCCAGGCAGAGCACAAGGCUCGUAAAGCGCGUAUCGCUGCUGCUUCCGCAGCGUUAGCACAAAACGACUCCAGCCGAGAAGGUGAUGAGAUGUCGGUGGAUGAGUCGGAUAAUGAGGACUCUAAUGUCGAGAUGGGCGGUACAAGUGGCCCCGACAAGGCUACUGAUGGCAAGCCAGCCAAGAAGAAGAGGCAUUUCAAGGAAGACGAAUACGAUAGAGAUGACGACUUCGUUGACGACUCAGAGCUACUAUGGGAAGAGCAGGCAGCAGCGAGUAGGGAUGGGUUUUUCGUCUACUCGGGUCCCUUAGUCCGCGAGAUUGAAAAACCUGAACCAGGACGGGGUGAUGGCCUUCCUAAACGCGGUCGAGGCUCCCGUGGUGGACGUGGUGGAAGCAGGGGCGCUGCUACCGGCACUGGACGAGGUCGUGGUGGUGGUCCCGGCUCACGAGGUGGCAUAACACGCAAGCCUCGCAUGACGAAAGCCGAUAGAGCACAGAUGGAUCGGGAAAAGGCUGAACGCGAGGCCAACUUACUAAAGUCGUCUGGCACGCCAUCGUAUAAUGUACUGCAGCCUAGCAGUCCGAAAUUCGCUGGGUUAUAG
Xylaria bambusicola is the source of this 1911-nucleotide messenger RNA. RefSeq lists its product as uncharacterized. The transcript has 2 exons. The record is from RefSeq and is a predicted model, not a curated record. Bases 1 to 1911 code for a protein of 636 amino acids. Lineage: Eukaryota; Fungi; Ascomycota; Sordariomycetes; Xylariales; Xylariaceae.